AUGGAAACCACCAAAACCUCCUUUGGUUGGAUUUUACUAUAUCUGGCCCACUACGAAGAAGUGCAAAAUAAAAUACGACAAGAACUUCUAGAAGUAGUGCACGAUGAAACAGUAGAAAUGGAUGAUUUUGUGAACUUACACUAUACUAAAGCGGCUAUUGCUGAAGUGGCUAGAAUUAGAACUGUAACACCAUUUGGAAUACCACAAUGGGUAUCCGGAAAUGUUUGCGUGGAAGGUUUCACGAUUCCCAAAGAUACCAUGAUAAUGCCUUUAUUAUGGGCAAUCCACAUGGAUCCAAAAGUUUACAAAGAACCGGAAGAAUUCCGCCCUGAAAGAUUUCUGGACGAUGAUGGAAAAUUCGUCAAACCGGAAUCAUUCCUUCCUUUUCAGAUCGGUACUAAGGUUGAACAUGUAUAA
Zophobas morio is the source of this 417-nucleotide messenger RNA. RefSeq names its product cytochrome P450 2U1-like. Gene Ontology annotation, cellular component: cytoplasm; intracellular membrane-bounded organelle. The transcript has a single exon. Gene Ontology annotation, molecular function: oxidoreductase activity, acting on paired donors, with incorporation or reduction of molecular oxygen, reduced flavin or flavoprotein as one donor, and incorporation of one atom of oxygen; heme binding; iron ion binding. NCBI's taxonomy places the organism in Eukaryota, Metazoa, Arthropoda, Insecta, Coleoptera, Tenebrionidae. The coding region runs from base 1 to 417 and encodes 138 amino acids. Gene Ontology annotation, biological process: xenobiotic metabolic process. The record is from RefSeq and is a predicted model, not a curated record.